Messenger RNA from Plasmodium gaboni, 1056 nucleotides. Its product is annotated as putative zinc finger C-x8-C-x5-C-x3-H type. Gene Ontology annotation, molecular function: metal ion binding; mRNA binding. The record is from RefSeq and is a predicted model, not a curated record. The coding region runs from base 1 to 1056 and encodes 351 amino acids. NCBI's taxonomy places the organism in Eukaryota, Apicomplexa, Aconoidasida, Haemosporida, Plasmodiidae. The transcript has a single exon.
AUGAAUAUAACAUCCGAUAUAAAAUAUCAAUUUUCUAAAACAAAAAUAUGCAAACAUUUUCUUGAACAGAAGUGUCUAAAUACACAUAAUUGUAAUUAUGCACAUGUGCUAGGAGAACUUAGACCUCUUCCUAAUUUAAUGAACACAAAACUCUGCAGAAGCUACAAGAAAAAUAUCCCUUGUAUUAACCCUAAUUGUAAAUAUGCCCAUAAAGUUGAGAACCUACAACCUACUACAGAUUUGUCUACUUAUAAAACAAGUUUAUGUUAUUUUUGGAAGAGAAAAAAAUGUAUGAACGAGGAAAAAUGUAGAUUUGCUCACGGAAUUGAAGAAAUAAGACCUUUGAAAUUACGACCACAAAAAGAAGUAUACAUUAAGGAAGAAAAAAUAAAUGAUCAUAAUAAUAAUAUUAAUUGUAAUAGUAAUAUGGAUGAAUUACAAAAUGAUAAUAAAAAAAAUAUUUUUAAUCAAGAAGAUCUAAAUAAUCUUUUAUCACAUUUAUUACUCAUUCAAAAUUGGUCUCCUGAAAUAAAAAAAAAUAACGAUAAAAAUGAAGAACAACAAAUAUAUACAAAUGAAAAAAUUGUAAGCGAUACAUCUUUAUCUUCUAAUAUGUUAAUACAAAAUAGUAAGGAGCAUAAUAAGGAAUAUAUAAAUCUUUCUAUAUAUAAUAAAUUGUGUGAUGAAAAUCUAAAUGCAAACUACAAUAAACAAUUAGAUGAUUAUAUAAAAUAUAAUUCAUUAAAAAUAAAUGAUAAUAAUAAUAUAGAGAGAAGUACAACAAAUACUAUAAAACAAGAUCAAUAUUGUAAUUUAUUUUCUUCAAACGAUACCUUUUGUGAUUCAAAUGAAGACAACUAUAAUGACACACAUGUUGCAAAGGAUCAAGAUUUCUAUAAGGAUGAAUACAUAAAUAUAUAUAACCAUAUAAAUGAUCCUAUAUUCAGUCAUAUAUCUUCUGAACAACCAAUGAAUGAUGAAGACUGUUUUGACGAAUUAUAUAAGUCUAUAAAGGAAGAAAUCACAAAAAAAUAUGAAAAUAUAUAUAUCUAUUAA